AUGAGGAAGCUUCUCGUCCUCCUUCUCCUCGGCCUGCUUGCCAGCGUCCACGCAAAGACGGAGCGGAAAAAGACCAUCCGCAAGGGGAAAAAGUUCAACAAGCUCCGCGUGGGCAAGAAUUAUUCGCCGCCAGUUAGAUUUGAUCCGCCGACGACUGCGUUGGAAGCGCGGCGAAGAGCCAGGAAUGAAUGGUAUUACGGCAAAUGCUCCCACAAGACCAUGACGUGUAAAUACACGUUCGAGACGAUGAUGGGCAGGCGUUCAAACGGCAAGGAAUGGUAUGAGUGGCAGUCCGGCGUGGAUGCCUGCACGCCCAGCGGCACGAGCGUGCUUGGGGAUAACCUCUGUCCGGAGGAUGGCUUUACUUGCUACGUAGGAGGAGGGGACAACGCGGAAUACGUGAUUUGUGGGCCUCGGGAUACCAGUAGCGUUCCGGUUGUUGGCAGCGGUGAAAGCGUACCACCCGCGGUUGGUUUUGAUAAUCUGGGUACACCGCCCGUGGUGGAUUUUGAUGCAUUGCAUGCACCACCCGUCGUUGGUUUUGGUGGUUUGGAUGCACCGCCCAUGGCUGGUUUUGAUGCAUUGGAUGCACCACCCGUCGUUGGUUUUGGUGGUUUGGAUGCACCGCCCAUGGCUGGUUUUGGUGGUUUGGAUGCACCACCCAUCGUUGAGUUUGACGGUUUGGAUGCACCACCCACGGUUGAUGUUGAUGUUUUGGAAGGGCUUUUCCCAGACGGAAUUGCGGACGAUGCGUUUUUUCAAGGCGGGAUUACAGAUGCGCUUUUCCCAGGCGGGACCGCGGACGACGCGUUUUUCCAAGGCGGAAUUGCAGACGAUGCGUUUCUUCAAGGCGGAAUUGCGGACGAUGCGCUUUUCCAAGGCGGAAUCGCGGACGAUGCGCUUUUCCAAGGCGGAAUUGCGGACGACGCGGUUUUCCAAGGCGGAAUCGCGGGUGGAGGAUUCUAA
Ustilaginoidea virens is the source of this 966-nucleotide messenger RNA. RefSeq lists its product as uncharacterized. The coding region runs from base 1 to 966 and encodes 321 amino acids. NCBI's taxonomy places the organism in Eukaryota, Fungi, Ascomycota, Sordariomycetes, Hypocreales, Clavicipitaceae. The transcript is spliced from 4 exons. The record is from RefSeq and is a predicted model, not a curated record.